AUGGCAGAAUUAGAGACCAAGGAGAAGCAGAAGAAGGAAGAAAGCGUAUCCUCGGAAGAGGAUUACAACGAAGAGGAAGAUGAGGAUUUCGACCCAACCAGAAUAGAUAAAGAUAAUGAUAUCGAGACGGAUUCUGAGGCUGAAACCGAGUCAACUGACAUUAACAGCAACAACGCUAAAGUAGCUGCAAAACCUGUGGAUUAUUCACGUAUAGAGAGUGAAUAUGGAGGGCUAGUUAAGACGAGGAGAGCACGUCAUGAAGAAGAAGAGGUUAACAAGAGACGUAAAUAUGAAAAUAUACAAAACACGCCUAUUUCUGAAACUGCUAAAAGUAUAUGGGAUGAAAUGCAACUGCAGAGUAAGAAACGUCUGUCGAAGCACCAAGGUAGUAAUGCAUCUAUAAUAUCGGCCGUUGUGGAAGAUGUUGGCAAUACCACGGCAGAUAGCACAACAAAUGAGGAACAUAUAACGAUAGAGAGGACUUAUACAUUUGCCGGAGAGGUAAUUCAUGAAAAGAAAACGGUUCCCAAGUUUAGUGCAGAAGGUCAGGAGUACUUAAAGAACGGUAAGUUUAAAACUCCGGAAUCUCAACCCAAGGAACCAUCAGUGAACAAUAGCAAGAUAGAUACCAUAACACAGGAACAGAGGUCGAAACUAAGAAGACCACUCAAGAGGGAGCCGAUACUAGAGAAAAUAAUCUCAGGUUCCAUCAAACCAAAACUAACAACAUUAGAGAAAUCGAAGCUGGACUGGGUCAACUAUGUCGACAAAGAAGGGAUCACCGACGAUCUUGCAAUACAUAACAGAGACGGUUACCUGGCUAAACAGGACUUUCUCGACCGUGUCGAAACACACAAAGACAAGAAAUACAAGGAGUUCAGAAAGACUCAGUUGGCCAUGCAACUUCAAACCCAGCAGAAGUAA
Molecule: messenger RNA, 924 nt
Organism: Maudiozyma barnettii
Lineage: Eukaryota; Fungi; Ascomycota; Saccharomycetes; Saccharomycetales; Saccharomycetaceae
Gene: SWC5
Product: Swc5p
Exons: 1
Coding region: 1-924 (307 amino acids)
Source: RefSeq, a predicted model, not a curated record